Molecule: messenger RNA, 714 nt
Organism: Malaya genurostris
Lineage: Eukaryota; Metazoa; Arthropoda; Insecta; Diptera; Culicidae
Product: ashwin-like
Exons: 2
Coding region: 85-606 (173 amino acids)
Biological process (GO): embryonic morphogenesis
Cellular component (GO): tRNA-splicing ligase complex
Source: RefSeq, a predicted model, not a curated record
AAAAGCUUGCUAACUUGUUUUUGCUGUCGGUACUGGUGCGAGUCCCAGGCGCAAUUUCACUAUUUGACUUUGCUUUGUGGUACAAUGGACAUUUUACAUCCUAAUUUACUCGGUAAAGAACAGCUACUGAAAAUAUUUCGUGAGCGUAAUUUCAAAAUACCCCGGCUGGAGGAGUUGAGUCGCGAUGAGUUGAUUGAUCUCUAUGUGAAACAUUUGCUGCCUCAACCACGAAGAGGAGCAGCCUCUAAUUCAAGUUCCUCCACCAGUGUGGGCACCAAUAGCUCCAUACAAUCACCGGACGUGGAAAUGAAAGAUUUGUCUGCUAGUAAUACCCCCAAAAAAUCAAGUUCCACCGCACGGCAGAGGAUUGUCUUCUCAGAUCAAACCCCACAGGCAGUAGAUAAUGUUAGCAACGGGAUGAAGCGGAUUAAACUUAUCACUAGUUCUAAUGGUGCCAGUAGUAGUAUUAGUAGAAGCAAUUCCAUCCAGACGACUACUGCUAGUAAACGGCCUCUUGAGAUUAGUACCAGCAGGACUGGUAGCAACAACGGUGGUAUCAAACUGAAUCCUGCUCCGACAAAGCGUCAGAAAAUAACGUGGCCGUAAUUGAUAUGUUUUAGUUUAUCAAUACUGUAAAUUUGAAGGUAUUAAUGUGUUAGUUUUAGAGCGUGACUGAUUAUUUCUAAUAAAUUUAAACUGCAAUUCGUCUGAAAA